Messenger RNA from Pomacea canaliculata, 3204 nucleotides. RefSeq lists its product as uncharacterized. Lineage: Eukaryota; Metazoa; Mollusca; Gastropoda; Architaenioglossa; Ampullariidae. The transcript is spliced from 14 exons. The record is from RefSeq and is a predicted model, not a curated record. Gene Ontology annotation, biological process: resolution of meiotic recombination intermediates; meiotic DNA double-strand break processing; interstrand cross-link repair. Gene Ontology annotation, molecular function: enzyme binding. The coding region runs from base 1344 to 3053 and encodes 569 amino acids. Gene Ontology annotation, cellular component: Slx1-Slx4 complex.
CAAACUUGGUUAAUUUAUUAAAUUAUAAGAAAAUUAAUUAGUUAUGACUUAUCGGUUGCAGCCGUAAUUAAAAUAUUUUAGGCUUAUAUAUUCGCGAUUAUUUUUAUUCCAGAAUAGGCCAUUUUUGGUGCAUUAGUGAUUCAUGGUAUGCGCAAUGGGCAAGUUGGGUUAUGCACGAAGUUCUCUGACAUGACCGUGCUUAUGCAUUUUUAUUAAAGUGCUUUUCAUACAUAGAAUAUUGGUACUGCUAGUACCGAUCUGAAGAUACACUGACUGUGACAAAGUUUUUUUUCUUGUUUUUGUCGCGCGAUUCAAAAUCGCUACUCGAUCAUUUGAGCACUACUUUACGUUUUGGAGGAUUCACGAUGCACCUACAGAAGUUGUUUUAGAAGCUGUGAUAUAGAUUGUGAAAUCUGAAGGCCCGAAUCCUAACCUACAUGCAUACUCUAGCCCUAAUCUAAACUUUAACCCCUGACGCUAAUUAUACCUCUGUUGCCGGUUUGAAAAAGUGUUUGGCAUUGUGACCCCGGAGAAGAUUUGUUAUCAGACUGCAGCUGUACAUUCAGCAUCUGGAUUGAUACAGCCACACUAUGCGCGAGAUCAAUCGCAAGCAAUUUCUGUAUGGCACUCGGGCUUGGACAUACAGGAACAUUUUUGUGUUUGGAGGACUUGCAUUGACUAUCAUUUCAGGGAUAUUGCCUUUCUACAUGUUUCCAGGACUUGUAGAUAAAGUCACUAAAAAGACAGAAGAAGAGAGGAAAAUAAAGGCUGAGUGGCGCCAGAAAGUCCUUGCAAUUCAGGAGAGGCAAAGAGCACUAAAUGAAGAAAGAAUUAAUGAAAGGGAGGCUUGAAAUAUUUGUUUGUGUGGAGUAAGUUGGAUGACAUGAAGCAUAAGGGUGCUCAGUCAGGGCCAUCUGAGCCCAGGAUGUCAACACCUAUUCAAGAUAUGUCUACAGUAUCAACAGCAAGAGUUGUAAGUCCAACAAAGAAGUCCUUGGGAAGAAAAACUAAGUUAUCUCUGUAUAAGGCUCAGGGUGCUAAAAGUCAGAAUUUUAUACCAUCUGUAAGAUUGGAUGAUGUGAUCAACCUUAAUGAUUCUUUAGAUUUUCAAGAUUCUGGAUCCAUGAAUGUGCGGAAAAGGCUUCCAAGGCAUAAAUAUGACAAAAAAAAGCACUGGACUGCGUAGUAAAUAAAGCUGGCGACAUUGCACCUCGAAGAAAAGCAUUGGGGUGUGCUUUAAAUACUGCUGACCAGGUUUCACUAGGACCAAAUGCUGAUUCCUCAAAAUAUGUUAAGGACAGACAUGCAGUUUUUUUGUGGAAAAGUUUGAUUGUAUUGUUGAUAUGUUGCAACAUCACAAUUCAAAGAUGCAGAGUGCUUCAACCAAACCAGAUGGCUUAAGUGCGCAUGUUGGGAAUAGAGACUUAAAGUUGGCUGCAGCACCGGAUGGUCAAAAUGAGGCUCUGAAAAGGAAACACAACAUUUUACUAAAAUCUGAUCCUGAGAUGGAACGAGCAGGGAACUUGGAUAGAGCACCUUAUGAUACAGAUGUUAUCAAGCUGGCUGUAAGUGAUGCUGUUAAUGUUAGUAGGGAUAGAACGAGUGAGACUGACACUAUUUUCAAGUUCACUAAGAAUGGGACAAGUGAAAAUGACACUAUUGUUGAGGUCACUAACAAUGGGACAAGUGAGCACAGUAUCAUUGCCAUGGCCAGCAAGAAUAAUACAACUAGUGCAGGUGCAUUCGGUUUGACAGCAUCUGGUAGUUGUGAAGGCUUACAAAGCAGCUGUGAAGAGGUGCAAGAUUGCUGUGAAGAGAAUGUUGAAAGCUGUUCGGAGGGAAGCCUGUCCACCACUCAACACACCUGCCCAACCUGUGGUCAGCUUUUUCCACGAGGAUGCUUUGUGAAGCACUUGAAAGUUUGCCUGCAGGAGCAGUUUGGAUGGAAACAACAGGUUUUGUCAGAUGGAGGAACUGGUGACAAGAAACAGGUGAUGUCAAUUAAAGGGGAGACAUUGAAUGCUGGCUAUGUCUUCUGUCCCCUUUGCCAGAAAGACAUUACACAUCUAAAUUCACACCGCAGGAAUAUGCACACAAACAAGUGUUUUGAUGAGCUUGAUCAAAAGAAGCAAGAAGAAGCAAUGCACCAGAAGGCACUGCAGGCUGCCAGGAUGCAGGUGCUGAACUGUCCCAUGUGUGGCAAAAUUCUUCGUACUCAACAGAGCCGUAAAAUCCACUUGAAGAAGUGCUCUGCUAAACUGGAAGUCAGCACAGAGCAGCUGCUAACUUUAAUAAAGAAGCAGGAAGAAGAACAUGAAGCAAACCUGGCCGCAGGCAUCCUGUCACAUGUCCACAGACCUGCUGAGAAAAAUCAAAUGAGAUUCUUGGGCCAUGGAAUCCAAAAGACUUCGGCCCCUAAAAGUAAAUUGGAGGAAGAUACUCAGUUGGCACUAGCUUUAUCAUCAUCACUCUAUCCCUGUUCAACAACAGCCACCUCCAGCUCCAGAUCUGGCCCCAGAAAACGCAAAAAUGAAAUAAACAAAGAUGAUUACCUUCUUUACACCCUGAACAGCAGUCAAGCUGCCAGUCGUAUUGCCAACAGGGUAUCAGACUUAUUGUCACAGGAGAUGGAGGAAGAGGAAAGAUUUGUGAUGCUGCCAGCAGUUGAUAAAAAUCAUCUGCAACACCUGAGUAUCAAGAGACUGGUUCUCUCUCAGACAGAGGAGAGUGAGCAGAAGUCCUUUUGGAAGAUCGCCUCACUGUCAAUGGAGAAGAUGAGUGGAGGAAAAGACAACCCCCGAGAGCUGUUUUAUGUUUUAGAAUUGAUGCCCCCUGUUGAGAUCAGUACUUUCGAUGCUGGAAGCAAGCUCUGUGGUCUCUCCAAGAUUGCAGGUGACUGCCAUUCCUCAGAAUCUCAAACACCUGGACCAAGAGAAAACAGGACUGAAGAGAAAGGUGCUCAAAAUCUGCCCUCUGACUCAAACAGCCUUUGUGCUGGCAGACAUGGCUGCAGAAGCAGAAAACAUUUCUCAAAAUUCAUCAUGUUUUGCUGAUGAACAAUCACUGGGGAGUGAAGAGGAUGAACACAUUGCAGCAGAUGAUUUGAUAUCAGAUUUCCUCCGCCUGGUGAAUCAGCCCGCAUACAGCGAUGCUAAAAUAAUUGUGUCUAGUGGACAAGAACUGCAUGUCCAUUGCCUCAUCUUG